Molecule: messenger RNA, 3150 nt
Organism: Physcomitrium patens
Lineage: Eukaryota; Viridiplantae; Streptophyta; Bryopsida; Funariales; Funariaceae
Source: RefSeq, a predicted model, not a curated record
GGAGGUUCCGUUGGCGGUGAUAGAAUUCCAAUCAAGCUGCCAAGUCGCUACGGAAUCGUGACUCGAUCAUCAGAAGUGCUCGUUGAAUUCGACGUUGAGGGGGAGAAAUUGAGCUGCGGAUCCUGUAUGGUUGCGGAAUUGGUAGCAGGGUUUUGCCGAUGGAGUGGGAUUCCGUGCGCUACUUGAUGGGCUCCUCCUCCUACUCGUGGGUGAAUCAAAGUGAUGCACCGCGCCUGCGUGAGGAAUCAGCACCUUGCUUCGCGUACAUUUGAGACGCUCUUGCCACGUUUUGACUGCAUGCAGCUGGGAAUAUGAGUCUCUUCUAUUAGCGGGAAGAGUUAGGGUUCAUGGGGUUGGAGUUGCGUGUGGUGAGGUGGUGCGCACUGGCUAAUUGGCUGGAAGCCGAUCAUAAGCAGCCUUUGAUAGAUGCGAGUAGUAGGGGAACUGGUUUGCGGGAGGCGACACAUUGACUUGCCCAUCCUUUGAUGUCGUGGCGAAGGGUCGGAAUUUGAUGUGGGUCUCUGUGGAUUCGCGACGUCUGUGACCAUCACAAGUGCAGGUUAGGAUUUCCGAAGUAGGCGACCGUAAUUGUCUGGCACCUCCAAUAUUUUGGUGUGGUGACCAUGGCCGUGUUAACCAGAGGAAAGAGUUUUCUAGACUCUCUGAUUACAGGGGACACCACUUUAAAGAACAUCUUUAGUAGCAAAUCCGGCGUGGGUGAUACUCCUCACGAACAUGAGUGCUCACCGUCGGACACUCGAAAAUGGAUAAAAGAGCUAUCUGCACUUGCUAAUGUUGUGGUUGGACAUUGUGCGAGGAUAUUACUUCUUCAUCCAGAGGAGCUGCAGAGGCAUUUCGAAGAGGAGGCCCCUGCAUCAGCAAAAGAUCCUUCAAAAUAUGCGCUCCAUCUUCUUGAAUACAGCUGUUUUAGAGCCCUUUCUGUGCAAGCUCAAGUCACUGAUCAUUUGAGCGACAAAGAAUUUCGACGAUUGACUUUUGAUAUGAUGCUCGCUUGGGAGACUCCAGGGGCAGCGGACAAGCCUGUUUUGAAGUGUGAACCUGAGACAUCGACUAAGGAGUCUCGUUCGGAGGAUGAGGAGGAUUCGGCACUAUUCUAUUCUGACUUGAUGUCUCUGAUGGUUGACGUGGAGAGUACUGUCGGACUUAAUGCUUUUGCACGGAUAGCGCCGGCCCUUCAUACCGUUGCAGAUUCAAUAACUGUGCACAGCCAGUUUGAUGCUCUUACUGCGAACACUGGAGGCCGGCUACCUUUCCCCAUAUUUGAUAAAUAUGUUGCUGAGCUGGACAAAUCAAUUAAGGCUAUGAAGAACCAGGCAACUCCGGCUCUGGUCAAGGCAUUGCAAUUGGGAAAGAAUGAGAAACUGAUUGAUACAGAUGGGACCGCCACAACUCAGCCUGUCCUCCAGCACGUUGGUGUAUCCACCUGGCCAGGAAGAUUGACCUUAACGGAUCAUGCAAUCUACUUUGAAGCCACUGGGGUUGUGUCUUAUGACAAGCCCAAGAAAUUUGAUCUUUCGGCGGAUUUAAAGCACAUUGUGAAGCCAGUUUUGACUGGACCAUGGGGUGCCCGCCUUUUUGACAAGGCUGUUAUGUAUAAAUCAAGCGCCUUGGUGGACCCUGUCGUGUUGGAGUUUCCAGAGCUAAAGGGGCGUUCACGCCGUGACUAUUGGUUGGCGAUUAUUCGGGAAGUAAUGUUAGUCCACCAAUUCAUCCGCACUUAUCAACUUGAGGGUGUAGGCAAAGCAGAAGCUUUAGCAAAAGCGGUAUUGGGGAUCGCUAGGUUGAGAGCUACAAAGGAGACGUUUCACGUCCUGCCACCAAGACCUGAGAGUUUGCUCACGUAUUCAUUAGGAGCAGAGAUGCCCGGUGGAGAUUUUAUCUUGGCAGAACUGGCCAACUCGCUUUGUAGCUCGGGUCGUGGGGAAGGACAAGCGAGUGUAGUAAGUGUUUUGGACAAGUACCAGGAUAAUAAGAUACAUGCCAUCUCAGCUGCAGCUAUUGGGGAUAACUUCCGUCUCUUGACUCCUAAGGGGGCUGAAAAGAUAAAAGAAGCACCCGUAUCUGUCGGAGAGAUUCUUAUUGGUGAAACCACGCCUUUGGAGAAGGCAAUUUUACAGUCACGGGAUAAUAAUAAGAAAGUACUAGAGGCGCAGGCUACUAUAGAGGGAGUAAAAGUUGAUGGUAUUGGCACAAAUUCGGCUGUUCUGCAGGAGCUGGUGAUUCCGCUGACAGCUGUGAUGACCUGGCUUCAAAGUAUCUAUCUUUGGGAGGAGCCUCUUAAAUCGAUCACAUUCUGUGUUAUUGGAUGCUACAUUAUAUUCAAUGGUUGGGUAGCCUACUGGUUGCCACUGUCUCUGUUAUUGAUGGCUGCCUACAUGGCGUAUGUUCGGAGAAUGCGAGAUGAAGCGCCAAUCAAAGAAGUUUUGGUUCCGUCUCCCCCCAAUCAGAGCACGGUUGAGCAGCUUAUAGCCCUUCAACAAGCAUUGACACAGUUGGAGGCAUUGAUUCAGGCUGGCAACAUAUUUCUUCUCAAGACACGUGCUUUGGUUUUGUCAGCCCUUCCCGAGGCCACAAACCAGGUCAUAGCAAUCCUUGUUGGAGUGGCGGCUGUCUUGCUCAUCUUUCCAACUCGCUGGUUGAUUCUAGCUACCUUCGUGAACGUAUUUACUUUAGAAAUGCCUACGAGGGCUGAAUCUACGCGUCGGUUUACUCGCCGAAUCAAUGAAUGGUGGUAUAGCAUACCUGUUGUUCCAGUCCGGUUUCUCAAACCUGAGUCAGACAAUGGCAGUAAAUAAGUAAGUGCGGGUGCCACUUUCUAGUCUAGCAUGUGCAUAUAUUCGUGUAAAACAGAGAGACCCAGAUGGAUUUAGUUUUCGUAGCAUACUUCUGAAUGGUAAUUAACGUUUCGAUUGUAUAUUAUAUGUGAGGAGUUUCUAGAGGUCAUGGUAAGUACAUUCAGGAUAAGCAAAAGCUAUUCAGAUAUCGACUCCUGAAUUAUACCUGAUCAUUUUUCUUACGAAAGGCUGAAGCAUGUAAAGAAAGUUGAGCAUGAAACCUACUGGACGAAUAGCAAUCCAAUUGCGUAAUAUAAGCUUUUUAUAGUGAUGCUUGAGUUCCAUCUCCGGUGAA